UGCAGGAGGAGGUGUGAGGCACACAGGGGCACGCAGACCCCAGACCACCCGGGCUGUGACGUCUCCCGAGGGCGGAGCCUCCAGUGCGGCUGGAGCUGGGGCUGGAGAUGCUCCUCACACCGGAGACCCCGGGAGUCCGAGAGCGGCUGACAGCAGCACAGAGACCCCCGGAGACCGGAUCCCAGGAAGGUGAUGGCUCUCUGAUGACGGACAGAGGAUGUGGGUUCCGCUGAUGUGUGCGGCGUGCUGCGGGCUCCUGGGCGCAGGGUUCGCUCUGCAGAUCCAGUGCUAUCAGUGUGAGGAGUUCCAGAAGGAUGACUGCUCGUCCCCAGAAUUCAUAGUGAACUGCACGGUCAAUGUCCAGGACACAUGUCAGAAAGAGGUCAUGGAGAAGAGCGAUGGAAUAUUGUAUCGCAAGUCAUGUGCUUCAUCAGCCGCCUGUCUCAUCGCCUCUGCUGGAUACCAGUCAUUCUGCACCCCGGGCAAAGUGAAUUCGGUUUGCAUCAGCUGUUGCGAUACCUCUCUCUGCAACGGACCACGAACCAAGAAGAACAGGAAUUCUGCAGCGACACAACAUGGCUGUCUGCUGGCCGUGACGGCAUCACUAGUGCUGUCCCUGAGGACAGGCCGGCUAUAGUAACAAAAAAGGACUACUCCCCUGAUCGUACCUCCCCGCCAGGGAAAAAGAAAGCUUGUUGGUUUGUCUCCUCAGCAAACAUGACAGGUCACCAAAAAUAUAUUUUUGUUAUACUUUUUGUUGGGUUAUAGUAAAUCUACUCUUCAGUUGUAUUUUCAAACUGCACUUUAAUAAAGGCCAUUCUCUGUACACACAGAAUAAGUGGAUGCAAACCGCC
Molecule: messenger RNA, 854 nt
Organism: Pseudophryne corroboree (corroboree frog)
Lineage: Eukaryota; Metazoa; Chordata; Amphibia; Anura; Myobatrachidae
Gene: LYPD1
Product: LY6/PLAUR domain containing 1
Exons: 3
Coding region: 218-637 (139 amino acids)
Biological process (GO): acetylcholine receptor signaling pathway
Molecular function (GO): acetylcholine receptor inhibitor activity
Source: RefSeq, a predicted model, not a curated record